AUGCCUGGCUCAACGGUCGAGACUCCAGCCGUUGCGCUGUCUUUCGCAAACAAUUUCUGGGGUAAAGAAGAUGCCGGAGUUACGCCACUGCUCAGUCGCAUGACGGCAGCGAAGACAACAUGCGAUGAACUAAGAGCAUUCUAUGGCGCUCGAGCGUCGAUUGAAGAAGAAUAUUCCCGUAAAAUGCUAAACCUUAGCCGCAAGGCCUUGGGUUCUCAAGAAUCCGGCACACUGAAGACAUCGUUGGAUACAGUCCGAGGCGAAGUGGAACAGAUGGCCAAACAGCACCAACUCAUCGGCGCAGAGAUGAAGUCAGAACUCGAGGAACCACUCGCUGCUUUCGCAGGAGGAAUGAAGGAGCGCCGAAAGAUUAUACAAAACACUGUCGAAAAGCUACUCAAGGUCAAGAUGCAGCAAACCCAGCAAGUCAACAAGACAAGAGACAAGUACGAGCAAGAAUGUUUGAAGAUUAAAGGCUACCUGGCUCAAGGCCACAUGGUCAUGGGCCAAGAAGAGCGUCGUAACAAGGCGAAAUUAGAAAAGACGCAGAUCAGUCUCGCAGCCUCCAGUACCGAAUACGAAAACGCCGUGAAAGCACUCGAAGACACAACAGCAAGAUGGAAUAGAGAGUGGAAGUCGGCUGCCGACAAGUUUCAAGACUUGGAAGAAGAGCGCCUAGACUUCACCAAGAGCAGCUUGUGGACGUUCGCCAAUAUUGCGUCGACUGUAUGCGUUAGUGACGAUUCAUCGUGCGAAAAGAUCCGACUGUCUUUGGAGGUUAUGGAUGUGGAGAAGGACAUAAUCACAUUCAUCACCGAGAAGGGAACCGGACAAGAGAUUCCAGAUGCGCCCAAAUACAUCAACUUCUGCCGUGGGGAUGUGACGGACAACCAGUCUGAGACGUCAGAAGAUGACAACUACUCUGUUGCCCAGUUCCCUCGCAUGAUCAACCCUGCUUUCCGAUCAUCUUCUCCCCAGCCGUCAACCUUCGAGUCGCAUCAUGACCCAAACUCUGCAUUAGCCAAAGAGCUGGCACACAAAGACAACGCUCCUGCCAAGCGUGAGCCCAACGCUCCAGUCCCGAAGCCAGCCACGUUGCCUCCUGACGAGAUACUUCAAAUUGGCGCUAAGAAAACCCAGCACCAACAGAUUCAGGCGCCUCCUCAGCAGCGUCAACAGCACCAAACGCAAAUACAACACUCCUCUCAACUGCAGCAUCACUCUCAGUUGCAGCGUCCUUCCCAGUUUCAACAACACACCCAGCUGCAACAUCCUUCUCAGCUGCAGCAUCCUUCCCAGCUACAGCACCCUUCUCAGCUACAGCAUCCUUCCCAGAUGCAACGUCCUUCUCAGUCGCAGCGUCCUUCCCAACUUCAGCACCCAGCUCAGCUACAGCACCCCUCCCAACUCCAGCACCAACCUCAACAUCAAUACUCUCCGCAGCGACAGCACCCUUCUCAACAGCCCCCACAGAGUAUGGAUCACCGCAUGCAACAACAAAUGAGACCUCUGGAGAUGAGACCUGCAGACAAUAGGGCUGCAGACAUGAGAAGUAACAACAUACGACAGCACGAGCCCAGACCUUCUUUGGAGAUGCGCCAUUCUGGAGAAGUACGACCUUCGAUGCAGUCUAGGCCUAGCGUCGAUACGAGACAAGGAUCAGAUUCAAGAACAUCUUUGGAGCUACGACGGCCUAUCGAGGAUACUCCUCGGCGUCAGCAACCUUCGGCUUAUACUGCAUAUGAUGCCAGCCGCCACGGUCCGGUUUCAGCAGUCCCCCAUGAUCCCUAUCCCACGGAUGGCAUGACCAUGCUCUGCAGGACUGGACCAAGCCCGAUCUCGGACCACAGUUCGCAGGUGACAUCGGCUCGACCUUCAAGCAGGGACUCGCAUAGUGAUUAUUCGAACCCGAACUCAUUCUCUAGCGUAGAGCCCCCGAGUGGCAAGACUUCGCCUGUCAAGCAAGAUCCCAUCAGGCAAGAUCCGGCUCCUGCUCCAGCCCCUGCCCCCGUGCCAGCUCCUUUACAAGCGCCAGCACCAGCACCAGCACCAGCACCCGUUACAGUCCCCACGCCAGCGCCGGCUCCUGCACCUGCGCCCAAGGCAAUCUCUACACCUGUUGCUACCCCUGCUGCUGCCCCUCCACCCGCCGCCGCUGCCCCUACUCCUAGCCCAGUCAAGCUAGUAGCUAAGAAGAAGAGUGGUGGUUUCUUGAAGAACCACAGUCCCUUCAGACGCAAAAGUCAGAAGGAACUUCAACAAUCAAACAGGAACACUUGGCACGCACCAAGCACACAAAACUCGACCAGCCCGGUUCGUAGACCACAGCUACAGACUCAAGAGUCAACGAACAAUGUGGCGACCCAGGAACGCACUCAAAGCCCUGAGCCAAUCGAUGCCAACGCUAGCCUGGCUCUCGGUGUUGGGCAGAAUGUCUUCUCAGUUUCAACACCUGAUACGAAGAAGAAGCCUGGCGCUGCUGCCGCAACUCAAGAACCAGCAGAAGAGACAGAUCCUAUCGCACUUGCUCUCGCCGAACUCAAGGGUGUUACUUUGGGUCAGAAUUCGUCGAUGAGGGUCUCAGCCGAUCAUUAUUCCGGCCUUGCAUCACCUGCACCAGGGUCUGAGGCUGCUUCACGACAGGCUUCUGCGAAUCGAACAGUACCGACCCCGACCAAUCCUGAUGUUGCAGCUGCAAAGAGAGGAACACCUCCGCCAUCGUAUCAAAACCCGGCAUCACGCUUGGGUGUUCCGCCCCCCGCUGUCACUUCAAGGGCGAUGAAGGAGGCCACAAAGAAGGCGACCUCGCAAACACGCAGCAUGUUUGAGAAUGGAGCCACCUCACCGGGAGCAUUCAACAGCACUUCUUCAAGAACCAACACUCGUGCCACUGAGACUAAACGAACAGAGCCAUCCUUGAGCCAAAGUGUUCCACUAACAGCUUCACGACCUGCCACCAGAACCGCUACACAUGGUAGAGGCGAAUCGGGAAGCUAUAGUUCAGCAUCCAUGUCUCGUCCUGGCACUCGCGGUACCGAAAUGGGUCGAGGCGAAGCUGGCGGUUAUGGCACAGCACCCGUCGGACGAUCAGGAACGAGGGCAACUGAUAUGUCUCGCGCGGACACGCGUGCCUUCAAUGCCACUCCCCUCUCGCGGCCUGGCACAAGGGGAAGUGACAUGUCCCGUGGCGGAACCGGUAUUUACGGCUCGUCGCCGGGCUCACGGCCCGGUACCAGAGGCGCCGAUAUGCCGAGAGCCACGUCGCCCGCACCAGCCAGGAGCGUUUCACCUCAGCCACCUAUCAACGACAACAUGAGUUAUAGAUCGGUGUCUCCGAACCCUUAUGCUGCCAGCCAACGCUCUCCUUCCGUUAUGAGCUCGCCUCAGAAGAACGGCUCCGCCCAAGGUUACUACCCCCAGUCACCUGCCAGCCGAGGCCCUUCCCCUUCACCUUAUGGCCAGCAGAGUCGACCCGGAAGUGGUUAUGCAGGCAGCGACAUGGCAAUUCAACUAGCACCAGUCUCUGACCCUUAUGGUUCUGUGAGAAGUCGAGGCAGCCGCCCUGCUUCCAGAGCUAACAGCUACUAUGAUGACGGAAGCACUCGUCAACGCAGCCAGAGUGUUGCCGAUCCUUCGCGACUGUAUACCCCAGAUGGUCGAGCUAUUCUGCAUUAUGCACGCGCUCUAUAUAUGUACCAGGCCGCCAUUCCUGAAGAGCUGGGCUUUGCCAAGGGCGAUUAUCUUGCUGUCCUACGUCACCAGGAUGAUGGAUGGUGGGAAGCAGAAGUCCAUGGCGGAGAUGGAAGUGUCGGGCUGGUCCCAAGUAAUUAUCUUGCGGCAUGCUGA
Molecule: messenger RNA, 3846 nt
Organism: Fusarium coffeatum
Lineage: Eukaryota; Fungi; Ascomycota; Sordariomycetes; Hypocreales; Nectriaceae
Exons: 5
Coding region: 1-3846 (1281 amino acids)
Biological process (GO): cytoskeleton organization
Cellular component (GO): plasma membrane; cell division site; mitotic actomyosin contractile ring, proximal layer
Molecular function (GO): protein binding; phospholipid binding
Source: RefSeq, a predicted model, not a curated record